Molecule: messenger RNA, 1549 nt
Organism: Plutella xylostella (diamondback moth)
Lineage: Eukaryota; Metazoa; Arthropoda; Insecta; Lepidoptera; Plutellidae
Biological process (GO): regulation of transcription by RNA polymerase II
Cellular component (GO): nucleus
Molecular function (GO): RNA polymerase II cis-regulatory region sequence-specific DNA binding; DNA-binding transcription activator activity, RNA polymerase II-specific; zinc ion binding
Source: RefSeq, a predicted model, not a curated record
AUCCAAGCUGCAAGUUUACGAACGAAAAUUAAAAGCGCGCCGUGAUUCGUAUUGUGGUUGUGUUUAAAAUCUCACUUUACAACAAUAAUUAAAAUGGUAGAAGAGCUGAAUUUGAGCAAACUGGUGUCCAAUAUAGUCGUAGCGAAAACUUAUAGCAAUUGCAGGUUAUGCUUAGCAGAGAUCAAGGAACAAUACAUGCGAUUUGAGGACUCGGUUACACUGGACUCUGAGAAUUUCCAGCCUUUAUCUGAAGUACUUAGCCAGGUUUUGGGAUUACAAGAUGAGGUGGCCGAAGAACUGUCUGGUCUGGAGGCUGUCUGCAUCACCUGUGUCGAGAAUACUCUUCAAACUGCCAAGUUCCUGCAGCAAUGCAAGGAUUCCACUAAGAUCCUGUCCAAUAUACUGGACCAUUUGUCCAAUACACUCAACAUUGACAUCGAGAAUCCAUCCGAAAACCAAAAGUUGUACAUCACUGUUGGUGAAAACGAAUCUGAACUUGUAUUACAGGAGGAAGACAGAGAGACACCAAGAAGAGGCAACAGUAAAAAUAAAUUUGAAUGUAUGGAGUGCAAUGAAUGGUUUAAUUCAUUCGCUGAUUUAAAAUCGCACAAUAUAACAUAUCAUUCCAGUUUGACCUGUGAUAAGUGUUUCGAAUUGUUCCCGGACGAAAAAGAGCUAAAAUUUCAUUCCUCCCACAAACACAAGCAUAAAUGCCCUUCGUGUCCUCAGUACCGCACUAAUGAGAAGGCUCUGAAGGAGCAUAUUGACCGAGCACACAGCACAUACAUGUGCAAGAGCUGUGGCAAGGCAUGCAAAGGGCUGGACAAGCUACACAUGCAUGAACAGAGCCACAGUUCGAUCAGCGAAUGUCCCAAGUGCGGAAAGAAAUACAGAGUCCAUCAGUUCUUCUUAAAGCACACAAAACUAUGCAUUGAAGGUCUGCUUGACCCGCACCCAACACGCAGUGAGUUAGAAAGAGCUUUUUCAUGCGAGAAAUGUGGAAAAAGCUACAGUACACCGGGAGGAUUGCGAGUUCACAUGCGUUUUGAGCAUGGGAAUGCCAAGCAUCACAUCUGUGAUUUCUGUGGCAAGAGGUUCACAGCUCCCAGCUACCUAAAAGUCCACAUGAUAAAGCAUACUGGAGAAAAGAACUUCACAUGUGAUAUUUGUGGGAACAAGUUUGUGUCCAAAGAAGCUUUGCUCUACCACACGAGAAGACAUACUGGAGAGAAGCCCUACUCUUGCAGAUACUGUGAAGAGAAGUUCGUCAAUGCGUCUUCAAGAGCGGAACACAUAAAGUUCAAACACAUAGGGCCCCAGCUCCAGUGCGAUAUCUGCAUGCGUAAGUUUGUAACUGCAUUCUUCCUGAAGAAGCAUAAAGAAAGACAUCACGAUCCAAGGAGCAAACUGUACCAUGCGAGGUUUGCCAGCGAUGGCGUUGCUGUAGGGAGUUACUUGAAUGAAGUGAAAGAAUGAAAAUCUAAAGACUUACUUAAGUGAACUUAUUGUUUUUUACAUGAAUAAAGUUGUGAUGAAUUUAUAUUUCUUA